Molecule: messenger RNA, 513 nt
Organism: Callorhinus ursinus (northern fur seal)
Lineage: Eukaryota; Metazoa; Chordata; Mammalia; Carnivora; Otariidae
Gene: FGF22
Product: fibroblast growth factor 22
Molecular function (GO): growth factor activity
Source: RefSeq, a predicted model, not a curated record
AUGCGCGGCCGCCUGUGGCUGGGCCUGGCGUGGCUGCUGCUGGCACGGGCGCCCGGCGCCGCGGGGACCCCAAGCAGUCCGCGGAGACCGCGCAGCUACCCACACCUGGAGGGCGACGUGCGCUGGCGGCGCCUCCUGUCCUCCACCCACUUCUUCCUGCGCGUGGACCCCGGCGGCCGCGUGCAGGGCACCCGCUGGCGCCACGGCGCCGACAGCAUCAUUGAGAUCCGCUCCAUCCGCGUGGGCGUCGUGGUCCUCAAGGCUGUGCACACGGGCUUCUACGUGGCCAUGAACCGCGGGGGCCACCUCUACGGGUCGCGGGUCUACACUGCCCACUGCAGGUUCCAGGAGCGCAUCGAGGAGAACGGCUACAACACUUACGCCUCCAUCCGCUGGCGCCACCGUGGUCGGCCCAUGUUCCUGGCGCUGGAUGGGCAGGGGGCCCCGCGGCGUGGGGGCCGGACACAGCGGCACCACCUGUCCACCCACUUCCUGCCUGUCCUGGUCUCCUGA